This is a messenger RNA of Dimorphilus gyrociliatus, 2746 nucleotides long. NCBI's taxonomy places the organism in Eukaryota, Metazoa, Annelida, Polychaeta, Dinophilidae. The record is from the annotation of a GenBank genome assembly.
UAUGUUUCGCUCGGAGAGAUCUCGAUUCGUUACCCUAAAUAUGCAAUAUGAAAGCGUAGGAAGUGGAAUCGGAAAAAAUAGAAUAAAAGGUAAAGAAGAUAGCUAUGUUCAUUACGCAGGAACUGAUUCCCUACUCACUGAAGAAGAUUAUAAAACCUACCCUGAUUUACAUAUGCUACCUUCAGUAGCGGGGGCUGUUGUUAUUGUCUACCAUCUUCCCGGGGUUAGUGACUUAUUUCUAACUCAAGAAAUAGCUGUUGGAAUAUUUAAUGGUACUAUCAAGAACUGGAAUAGUUCUCUUAUACAAGACUAUAACAGAAACUUCUCAUUACCGAACGAAAAGAUUCGAGUCAUUGUACGAAAGGAUAAAUCUGGAACGACUGAAAUAUUUACGAGUGGACUAGCAUCAUUUAGUUCGCAGUGGAAUUCUACUUACGGCGUUUUUGCUAGAUCUUCUCACUGGUCAGAAGACGUAGUAUAUUUGAAGGGUCAGGGAAAUAGGGGAGUAAGUGGCCUAAUUUUAAGUUUGCCCUAUACUAUAUCAUACCUUAGUAUUUCUGACGCAAAAGAAGCAAACUUAAAAUAUGCUGAGCUAAGGAAUAAAGACGGUGAAUGGGUAGAUGCAAGAUAUCAGAAUGUUCAGUCAGCAAUGACAAAUUUUUCCAAGGAUAUGGAUGAAAGACUGACCAUAUCGUUAUCUAAUGCAGGAGGUAAAAGUUCAUAUCCUAUUGCAGGAUAUACAUAUCUAAUUGUAAGAAUGAAAGGCCUUAAGGACUGCGAUCCUGCAGUAGAAUUAUGGCGAUACAUAGAGUGGUUUACUACAAAUAAUGCUGCACAUAGAGAAUGCAUCAACAAACAUAUGACACCCUUAAAUAGAGAAGUAGCUGCUCUUGUAAAAAAAAUUGUGUUGGAUAAAAUGUUUUGUGGUGAAGGGAAUGCCGUGUCGGAAUUAGUUGCUGACCAAAAAAACUCUGAAUAUCUGUCCUUACAAGUCUGGCGAAUACCUGCCAUUGUUUCCGGUGUUGUUGUUGGCUUCCUUAUUUUGCUUUUGAUGUCCUACAUAAUCGUACAGCAAUAUCAGCUAAGUAGAGCGUUGUCCAGAAACGAUUGGUUCAUAUCAAACGAGAAAAUAACACUUACCGGAAACACUUUAGAGGCUUCGUCUUUGGGCAGUACCUAUUCAGCCCCUCACUCAACUGGUGUAAAUAAUGUCAAAACUUUAAAACUUGCUUUCCUUGACACUCAAAUGAUUUGCUUGCGUUCAAGUACACUAAAAGAUGUAAAAGAAUUGAAAAAAUCCGCUUGCCGGCAGUUGAUGUGGCUCAAGCUAAAUGUUCAAAACAAUAACAUUCAAAAGUUUUUUGGCGUUUGCCAUCUAGGCGAAAGAGUUUGGUUUGUUAGUGAAUAUUGUUCAAAGGGAUCACUCUCGGACGUUCUUUUAGAUGAAAAGUAUAAUUUAAAUGACAAUUUCAAAUAUAGUAUGUCAAUAGAUAUUGCAAAUGGAAUGGCCUAUCUCCAUUCUCUUGACAUAAUUCACUUACAUCUAUCAUCGCAUUGUUGCUACAUUGAUGCUAAAUGGUCUGUAAAAAUAUCUGAUUGGGAAUGGAUUACUUUCCACGGAAAACAGGUCUCUCACAAUCAAGUAAGCCCAUUACAAGAAGAGCUUAGCGAAGAGGUUUUAGAGAAGAGAAAAUUUUGGUUGUCUCCCGAAAGGCUAUUACAUAAAUCAACUACUCCUACGAAACAGAAUGACAUUUAUAGCUUUGCAAUAAUAUUAAUUGAAAUUUUUACGAGGGACGAACCAUAUCAGGAGUUGGAUCAGACACCACAAAAAAUAUUGGAAUUAAUCAUCCAUGAAAAUCUUAGACCAAAAAUUAAUCCCAACUGGAACAAAAAACUCGUUUCUAUAUUAUGUUCGAGCUGGGACGCUAAUCCAGAAGCAAGGCCACCUUUUCGUAGAAUUAAAAAAGAGUUGACUGGAGCUGCACCUUCAAGAAAAUCAGUUUUGGAUUGCAUGAUGGAAGCGGUAGACAACUAUUUAAAAGAAUUAGAACAACGUGUAGAAGAGAGAACGGAAGAAUUGGCAAAGGUAAUGGAACAGCAAAGAUCACUUCUCCACGAAAUUCUGCCGCCGGAUGUAGCUGAUAAACUGUCGUGUGGUCAAUCAGUACCACCUGAAUAUUACGAUUCUGUUACGAUUUACUUUUCAGAUAUAGUUGGUUUUACAGAGAUAUCAUCAUCUUCAACUCCCAUGCAAGUUAUUACUUUAUUAAACGAAUUAUAUUCACGAUUUGAUAAAAUAAUUGGUUCCUUUGAUGCGUAUAAAGUUGAGACAAUUGGAGAUGCCUAUAUGGUGAUAAGUGGUUUACCGAAAAGAAAUUGCGAUACCCAUGUUGUUGAGAUUGCAAGACUAUCCGUUGAACUUCUUGAAUCUGCCAUGACAAUGCAGCUUCCUCAUAGAAAGGAGGAACAUCUUGCUCUAAGAGUUGGCAUUCAUACAGGGCCUGUAAUGGCAGGUAUUGUCGGUCUUAAAAUGCCAAGAUACUGUCUCUUUGGCGAUACUGUUAAUGUUGCCUCACGAAUGGAAAGUACCUCUGAACCAGGGAAAAUUCAAAUGUCGCCAACUUCUGCCGAGUCGCUAAAAGCCUUUAAACUAGAUAAUUUAAUGAUAAUUCCACGAGGAACUUUGGAAAUAAAGGGAAAAGGACAAAUGGAAACUUUUUGGUUAACGAAGCGAAAAGCUUGA